Molecule: messenger RNA, 465 nt
Organism: Punica granatum (pomegranate)
Lineage: Eukaryota; Viridiplantae; Streptophyta; Magnoliopsida; Myrtales; Lythraceae
Source: RefSeq, a predicted model, not a curated record
AUGGCCGCGACGAUCCUUAACGGCAACCCCAAUCCCAGCUUCUUCCAAAGUCGCGGCCUCAACCGUUCUCGCGGGUCACACGGUAGACCCUCCGAUCGAGGCCACUUUCAGCGCCGCGAUCGAUCCACCGCGCCUAGGGUUCCGGCGGAGAACCUCGUCAUGGGCCAGGUCAAGAUUCUGAAGCGCGGCGAGCCGCUGACGGCGUUCUUAGGGAACAGAGGAUCAGAAGUCCCCGGGGAGAGCCGGGACCCCGAUCUAGGUCUAGGAUCGACGAGCCGUUUGGGCCCGGAUCCGGUGACCGUGCAGAAUCAGCUCCGGUUCUCUGAUCCACCGCUGGUUUACGGCGGGAACGGGGUCUACGUCAAGUCGCCACCCCCGAGUUCGGUACCAGUGCCAUGUUUUCUGCAGAAAGCCGGGACAGCGAGCAGCGAGUUGCGGCGGUUGCUGAGGCUCCACGCGGCAUAA